AUGACCAAGACUGGCGCAAGGGAAAUGGGCAGGGAACCCACGUCCGAGGAGCAAGAGCCUCCGGUCUACGAGCAAGGUGUCAACUCUCCCUCUCGACCAGGUGCUGCCGAUAUCGCUGAAGCGCUCCAAGUGGAGGAGAUCGACCUAGACAUUUACAAGUCGCUCACCUUGUGGAAGCCAGCACGGGCUCGAGGUGUCUUUGGUGGCCAAGUCAUCGCACAAGCUGUUGCAGCAGCCAACAAGACAGUUCGUGAGGGUAUGCUGCUCCACUCUCUUCACAGCUACUUCCUUCUAGCCGGCGACGAGACACGUCCCAUCAUCUACCAAGUCACACGUGUUCGUGAUGGAGGCUCCUAUGUCACCCGCUCGGUCAACGCUAUUCAGAAAGGCAGGAGCAUCUUCACCAUCAUCCUCAGCUACCAAAAGCCCGAGCCACAUGAGCCUACCUUUGCCAUCCCUCUCCCUUCCCUCGACGCAGACGGCCGAGCUCUCCUAGAAUCUAUCACUGGCUCGCACGCGAACGGAAAUCACUCUGCCAAAGCUAUCAACUUCCGCGCUCUUCCUGGACCAAAUCAAUGCCCGCUCAACGAGAAGCGAUACCAGGAUGUCCUUGUCAACGGGAACCCAGAUGCUCGUGUCCGCAAGGUCCUCGAAGGCUGGGUCAGCGACCGACAAGCGUCGCCUGUAGAGAUUCGAGAUGCUCUCCCAGGGAUGUACGACAAAAACGGUAUUCCCACACCAGGCAAUCAGCAGGCAUUCUGGAUGCGUACACGUCGUCCAAUGCUUGGAGGUCUUGAGGCGCAAAAGGUCGCACUCGCCUACGCUUCCGACUUCUACCUUCUCAGCACCGUGCCCAAGGCGUUGAACAACAGCAGGGGGAUCAAGAUGAUGGCCAGUCUCGAUCACAGCAUGUGGUUCUACCAGCCCUUUCAAGUUCACGAUUGGCUGCUUUUCCUCAUGCAAACACAAGCCGCUUCCAACGGACGCGGCGUUGUCAUAGGCCGCAUCUACAGAGAAGAUGGUACUCUCGUCGCCGUUGUAUCUCAAGAAGGUCUCAUCAGAGGUCAGAACUCGCAGCCUCCUAAGAGCGCGGACGCUAAAGCUAAAUUGUGA
Messenger RNA from Ustilago hordei, 1113 nucleotides. Its product is annotated as putative peroxisomal acyl-coenzyme A thioester hydrolase 1. The coding region runs from base 1 to 1113 and encodes 370 amino acids. The transcript has 2 exons. Gene Ontology annotation, cellular component: peroxisomal matrix. The record is from RefSeq and is a predicted model, not a curated record. Lineage: Eukaryota; Fungi; Basidiomycota; Ustilaginomycetes; Ustilaginales; Ustilaginaceae. Gene Ontology annotation, biological process: fatty acid catabolic process; acyl-CoA metabolic process. Gene Ontology annotation, molecular function: fatty acyl-CoA hydrolase activity.